Dioszegia hungarica is the source of this 972-nucleotide messenger RNA. RefSeq lists its product as uncharacterized. NCBI's taxonomy places the organism in Eukaryota, Fungi, Basidiomycota, Tremellomycetes, Tremellales, Bulleribasidiaceae. The transcript has 5 exons. Bases 1 to 972 code for a protein of 323 amino acids. The record is from RefSeq and is a predicted model, not a curated record.
AUGUACCGCUAUCCUCACAACACGCUCCAUGCCAAGAGGCCACCCAGAAACCACCUCAACGGUGCCCGCUCUACCGUGCUCAUCCCCGCCGCCCGACUGCUCUGGCUCGCGAGCGCCGCCGUUGCGAUCGUACGAGUCACGGUUGCGAUGGGAGGGGUGUAUUGCGUGAGACCGGUCCAUUGGGUUCGCGAGAUGGUUUGUCCGGAUGUCCAAGACGCCUCGUAUGGGCCGCUGGUCGCAUCAGCGCCGAUCGGAAGCCUUGAAUCGAGGUAUGUUGGGCGCCCGAAGACUCAUGUAGUGGUGGCAACAGCUAUAAUGCUCGAUGCGCCCGUCACAUUUGUUCCUCUCGGCGAACACAACUCGGUCAUAUUCCUCAACCACCCAUUCGCCAUACCCGCAUUGAUGAGCGUUCGCCCUCUAAACUCCUGCUGUCCUGUUGGGACGGCGGGGAGGGUGGUACCAUUCGCAGAGCCAAUCGGUCGCUCGCCACCUGCACUUGUGUCAGCUCUGACCACUCCGCGUGUCUUCUCAGCCGUACCAUUCGCCACAAUGCAAUUAAGGCAUCCAUUGAGCUGGUUAAAGUUGGCUUGGUUGCAUAUGUUGUUACACGGCUCGGCCCCGACCGCGGUACCGUUGGGAAAGGUGCUCUUAGCUAAUAACGGAGAAGCAGCCAUCAAGGCAUGGCAGCGGGGUGCUCGCGCAGUACAACAUGUUUUAGCGUUAGGACGGAUCAGUAAAACAGCUUCGGUGUGUGCAGGUCUUUCGACCAUUCUCACUGGGGCUGUCGGUGAGGGAAUCGAACGUUGGAAUCUCGGCAGGCGACAGAGUGCGGGAGCGGCUCGGACAAGCCCAGCUCGUCGGAUCUUGACCAUUCCUGUCGCUUGGCCAGCUAGUAGCGGAUGGGUAGCAGGGGCAAGGCGGGUGCUAUGGCAAGAUCAGCCUAACUUUGCGUUACAAGAGUCCGUUCAAUAA